Messenger RNA from Notechis scutatus (mainland tiger snake), 6645 nucleotides. Lineage: Eukaryota; Metazoa; Chordata; Lepidosauria; Squamata; Elapidae. The record is from RefSeq and is a predicted model, not a curated record.
AUGCAGGAGACUGAGGCACUGGAGAAGAAAGUUCCUGCUGUCCAGACACAAUUAUUUCCAUCUAGCCAGAGCCGGGAGGGGAGCCGAGGAAAGCUGAAAAGGCAACGGUACCAGGAGCUGCCAUUGGAAGGAGCUGUCUGCAUCUCUCAGUGCUCUACUGAGCAUGCCUCAGAGGAGCCUUAUGCUGGCAACACAUUAUGCAAAAAGGCAGCUCGAGCAGCCGAGAGAGAGUCAGAACAAGCCUGCACGCUCCUUGCAUCACCAAAGCUUGAAAACAACCCUGGAUUACUUGAGAGGGCCGGCCUGCCUGCCCAGGUGAACGAAGCUAAGCACCAUGGCUUGAUUCCUGACAUUGCCCGACUGCUGAACACCAUGGGGAACCAAGAUGGGAAGCUGAAGAGGAACGCAGGUGAUGUACACGAAGGAGGUGAGGAUGCUUCUGGGCCCAGGGAUGUUGAAGGCACAAAGAAAGGAGGGGGGAGCAAAAAGACUCUGGGCCGGCACAGCAAAGGGGGAGAAUCAAAGAAGAAGGGCAAGUCUGAAGCCAGGUCAUCCGUGUUUUCUAAUCUGCGCAUCCGGAAAAAUCUUUCCAAAUCUAAAGAUGGAACCAGCAGCUCGAGAGAGGAUGUUUUAGAGAGCCAGGCCGUGCACACAGGAGAGCUAGACAGUGCUCACUCCCUUCUCACCAAAACUCCUGAUAUAAGCAUUUCUGCAGAUGAAGGGGGUCUCUCGGAUACCGAUGCAGAGCAUUUUGAAAAUACAAAUGAAAUUCGCCCUGCAGCUGCCAAGCCGCAAGAUGGACAAAGAACCAGCUCCGGCUCAGAUACGGAUAUAUACAGUUUUCAUUCAGCCACCGAACAAGAGGAUUUGCUUUCUGAUAUUCAGCAGGCAAUUAGACUGCAGCAGCAGCAGCAGCAGCAGGGGACAAUUAACAUUGGAACUGAGCAGCAGGGCACCAAAACAAUGGCCCUACACAUGGCUAAUUCUCAAGCAACCCCAUUCGAUUUUGAAAGGUUUCUUUCACUCAGCAGUGACAAAGACAGUAGCCCGGAUACCGAGCAGCCAGUCUCUGCAAAAUCAGAAAUUGUAGAACAUGUCCCAAGUUGUCAGGCUGAAGUGCCGGAAAGGGCAAACGGAAUGGAGCACUCCUGCAGCAGUGUGUUUGAGAUGCAGGAAGGGCCUGAGCAAUUGUCAUCUGAAGAGGAACAACCUGCUGGUGAAGGAGGAGACGUCUUCUCUACUCCCAACGCUGCAAUUACAGAAGAGGAGGGGGCUCUGCUGGGCAGCUCGGUCUUUAAUUUCCCACCCCCGGCUGGGGAGUCUGAGACUGACAGAGUUGCAGGUACAGGUGGCAAAAGAGAGGCUGAACUGGCAGGUGCAGGCGAGGAUCAGGUGGCUGUGGCCACGGACAGGAAAUGGAGUUUGUCAGCUAGCAGGGAAGCAGGGGAGGAGGGCUUUUCUGUGGAAAUGAAAGAUGGGACUUGUUCCUCAGAGGAUGUCUCCAGCAGUCCAGUGCACACUUCCAAAUGUUUUAGAUCGUACCCUUUCAUCAACCCCUGCUAUGUCAAAACCACCACUAGGCAGCUGAGCUCUCCGAACCGUUCACCCUGCCUCUCCCCCUUGCAGAGCCCUCUCUUUAAAAGGAGACGGGAGCCCGCUCGACUGAAAGAGAAGGCACCAAGCAAGAAACAGAGAUCUGCCAGUUUGGCAGGGGCAUUUAGCCGAUCUGCAGACUGGACUCACGAGGUUUCAGAUCAGCCCAGUGAAAUCGCUCAAAAGUCAGGCUCUGCAGAUUUUUUGGAGUACAGGCAGACCAGAGAUGGUAUCCAAGGGGAAAGAGUGCCUUUGAAUCACUUGAGAAAGUUCUCAGGAAUGCCACCUUCUACUGAUGCCUUCCCUAAUGUAUUUCGAGGGCGAACUCUGCUAGAAAAGCUCUCCAGUCAACAGGAGAAUGCACCCCAAGAAGAAGCAGAGAAGCUUUGUUCUUGGAUCAUUGCAAUGGGUCUUUUGCUUCCCUUCAGUGACUGCUUCAGAGAGCCAAGUAGUCAGAAUGCACAACAAAAUGCUCCAGCAUUUGAUUCCCAGCCUAGAAAGAUUCCACAAUGGUUUCUUCCUAAAUUAGUUGUCAUUCAUUUCUAUCCUUCAGCCCUUGUCACUUGCUCUUGCCCCACAUAUGAACCUGAAGCUGCUGCUGAGGCAACAGAGACAGAAGAUACAGAGAUUGUUCAACAGGUACAGGAAAAUGUUACAAUGAAAUCAGAAAUGCGGGCAAAUGAAAUUCAGCGGCUGGAGCAAACCAUACAGGAUUUAAAAACAAAAAUUGCUGAGCUAGAGAAACAGUUUCCAGCAACAGAGGUGUUGGUUUCAAGCAGAAGCGUGUGGAAUGAGACCCAACAACCGACUCAUGAAGGAUUACCUACCAGAGCUUUUCAAGAACAUGAAUUGUGCGCUCUAGUUAAAACUAUAACUGCAACAUCUGUGCAGACAUCUCCAACAGAUGAUUGUUUAACACACAUAAUGCCUUCAGACAGUACACUGCCACAAGCACCUCCCCACCUCAAAGGGGAUCCAGGUCAAGGGCCAACUCAGCCGUUGCCAACACUUGAGCCACAACCCACCUUUUGCUCUGAAAUAGCUUUAGUUUUGUCACCAAAACAGAUUUCAGUACAGCUGGAUGCUUUCCAGGAACACAUAACAUGGAAUGAACAUUCCCCAUCUUUAUCUUCUCCCAUCACUUCUGCUCCUCUAUCUACUGACACUGGAAUUUCUCUGCCUGGGGCAGGUGGCCCUUUUUUAUCUUCAUCGGGUUCACCCCCCUCAUCCCUUUCUGCCUCAGGAUAUUUAGGGUCUUCAUCUGACAUAGUACCAACCUCUGCUCCAUCAUUCCCCACCAAAAGGACUUCUUCCCCAUCAUGUCUGACAGGAAUGGACAUGAUGCCAUCUACCCCUUCUUUAUCUCCUGCAAGCAUCUCUUCUAUGCCACCUUUGCCUACGGCUGGACUACCUACCGAGAUCUCAUCUCUACCACCUUUUCCUGUAACUGGAAUUCCACCUCCUCCACCUUUGCCAGGACCAGUUAGUUCCUUUUUGCCAGGGAUAGUGCCACCCGCUCCACCACUACCCCCUUUGUCAGGCAUGGGAAUGCCGCCCCCUCCGCCGCCACCCCCAUUGCCAGGCAUGGGAAUGCCACCCCCUCCGCCGCCACCCCCAUUGCCAGGCAUGGGAGUGCCUCCCCCUCCGCCCCCACCUCCAUUGCCAGGCAUGGGAGUGCCUCCUCCUCCACCACCUCCUCCACCUUUGCCAGGCAUGGGAGUGCCAUCCCCUCCGCCCCCACCUCCAUUGCCAGGCAUGGGAGUGCCUCCACCUCCUCCACCUUUGCCAGGUAUGGGAGUGCCACCCCCGCCUCCACCACCCCCUUGGCCAGGUAUGGGGGGACUUCCACCUCCUCCCCCUCUGCAAGGACCGACAGUGCUGCCUCCUCCACCCCCUUUGCCUGGGGCAGGAGCUCCUCCUUUGCCUGGAAUGGGCAUGCCACCACCCCCGGCUCCUAGUCUACCACAAGUGUCUGGGUUUCUUCCUCCUCCUUUGCCAACCGGUUUAUUUGUAAUGGGAAUUAAUCAGGAAAAAAGUAGCAGGAAGCAUGCAAUAGAACCUUCUCGACCCAUGAAGCCUCUUUAUUGGACAAGAAUCCAGCUUCAUAAUAAAAGAGAUUCUAGUGCUUCACUUGUGUGGGAAAAAAUUGAAGAGCCUUCAAUAGAUUAUCAUGAAUUUGAAGAACUGUUUUCUAAAACAGCUGUUAAAGAGAGGAAGAAACCUAUUUCGGAUACCAUCACCAAGACAAAAAAUAAACAAGUUGUCAAGUUAUUAAGCAACAAAAGAUCACAAGCAGUCGGUAUAUUAAUGUCCAGUCUUCAUUUAGACAUGAAAGAUAUACAGCAUGCUGUCAUGAACUUGGACAACUCGGUGGUGGACUUAGAGACUCUUCAAGCUCUUUAUGAGAAUAGAGCACAAUCUGAUGAACUGGAAAAGAUAGAAAAGCAUGGCAAAUCAAGUAAAGAGAAGGAGAAUGCCAAAUCUUUGGACAAACCUGAACAGUUUCUUUAUGAGCUCUCCCUGAUUCCCAACUUCUCUGAACGAGCUUUUUGUAUCCUGUUUCAAUCAACAUUCUCUGAAAGCAUUUCCUCUCUCCGAAGCAAACUUGAAUUGUUGCAGAAACUGUGUGAGAUGUUGAAAAGUGGCUCAGGAGUUAUGCGGGUUCUAGGCUUGGUCCUGGCUUUUGGGAAUUACAUGAAUGGUGGAAAUAGAACAAGAGGACAAGCCGAUGGCUUUGGACUAGACAUACUUCCCAAACUCAAAGAUGUCAAGAGUAGUGAUAACAGCAGGAGUCUUCUGUCAUAUAUUGUCUCAUAUUAUUUGCGCAAUUUUGAUGAGGAUGCCGGCAAAGAACAAUGCAUCUUCCCUCUUCCAGAACCACAGGAUCUUUUUCAAGUUUCUCAGCUAAAAUUUGAAGAGUUCAAUAAGGAGCUUCGCAAACUGAGAAAAGACUUGAGAGCAUGUGAGACAGAAGCAGGCAAGGUUUGCCAGUUUUCAUUAGAAGAACACAUCCAGCCCUUUAAAGACAACAUGGACAAAUUCAUUAGUCAAGCUAAAACUGACCAUGAGAUGGAAGAAAAAUCUCUGGCAGAGACGCACAAAAGCUUUCUGGAGACUGCAGCAUAUUUCUGUAUGAAACCAAAAAUGGGUGAAAAAGAGGUCUCCUUGAAUGCUUUCUUCAGCAUAUGGCAUGAAUUCAGUUCGGAUUUUAAAGAAUUUUGGAAAAAAGAAAAUAAGCUUAUUUUGCAAGAAAGACUUAAAGAGGCCGAAGAAGUAUGCAGACAGAAAAAAGGAAAAUCACUUUACAAUAUAAAACAAAAGCAUGAUUCGGGAAUUAAAGCAAAGAUAAGCAUGAAAAUAUGAAAGAAGAAAAACUUAUGUCUUUGUUCCCAGACUCAAUAAAUUGAUCAUGCCUUGGGAGGUAGAGGAAAAGAAAUAUUACCAUUCAGCCCAUUUGUUUUCUUGAUUUUCUUGCAUUUGGUUUCCUGUUUACACUGACUACUAUGAACAUUCACUGAUAAACAGAUUUGCACGAUGGAUACCCAAUAAUGGAAGCUAUUUGAUAUCUCUCUCUUACAGGCACCCCAUACACUACAUUCUUUCCAUCCAAACAUUAUUUUGCAAUUUAUAUGGUAAAAUACUAAUAAAGACUAAAGUAGUCUGUGUAAGCAGCCGUAUUUCAGUAUGUCCUAAACAUACUGAAAACUUUAUAAACAUCUAACUUCAUAUAGAUGUUCCAUUCCUGUAGGAUUUUUUUUUCUCCAAAGCAAAUACAUUACAACAUUGCAUUUAGAUUAGGGAGAAUGUUACUUCUCAAUAACUCUUUGUAUCUAUUUCCUAUUGACCUUGUAAGUGUACUCUGAAUUGGUACAAGUGUUUCUUUUACACUCUAAGCCAUGAUCUCCAAAGUUACUUCAUUGCCUCCUCACAAAAUAUAUCCUAAAUAUGACAUUCAACCCAGCUAUUAUUAUAAUUGACAAAGUUGAUCAUGAUUUGCUGAUAUUGAUGAAUGGAAUGAAAACAAAAAGGGGGAAACCCAGUUACAGUUAAGCACAGGACUCACUUGGUAGAUACCAAACAAUCUUGGGUAUUUCAAUAUUAUAUUCAUUGAAGAAACUGUUUGCAGAGUAACAGGAAACUUGUGGUAGACUUUCUAUCAAACUCUUGAGUUUAAAAAAAAUUAAAGAACUAAAGAUCUUUCUCUUUUCUCAUUCUAAAUUAUGAUGGAUUAUUAAGAGCCUUAGUUUUUCUGGCGAUAAAGCAAUGAUUAUUACUUCUGUUUGAUCUCACAUUUUAUUAAGCACUCGUAUUACAAAAAGUACAACAGAUGCAAUUGUUUUGCAAUACUUCUGUCUCUACUGCUAAAAACAAUGUAAUGAUUGGACAGAUCUAGUUUACCACAUUUUCUCCACACUUUCUAAGAGCAACAUUUUAAAAGAUUAAAAAAGCGAAAAGUAGGGAACGAUGUAUAUAUAUCUCAAUGCCUCUUAGCAUAGAAGGUGCUAGAGUGAAGCAAUUUCUAAGUUUUGAAAUAUUUAUUUUUCUCCAUGUAACCCACUAUAUGAUGCCUGGUUGUCCAGAGAUUAAUAUAUGAUUCCAGGAAUCAUAAGGGCUGCAUAAAAUAUGACCUCAGGAAUUGAAUUUUUAAAAUACCAAUCACUAAAAAAAUAUAUUUUUCCUCCACUGGGAAAUGAUUUCCUGUUACAUAAUCAGCUUGAAACUCUAUCAUCUUUCAGGAUAGCCCCAAAACUGUGUUAUAUGAUCCAAUAGCAUCAGGAAUAAAGAUUAUUUCUUUGGGAAAGGGAAAAGAGAAGAUUGUUACAAAAAGACCUAUCAAAAGCAAUUAAAGAAGUAAGACAUAUUUUUAAUAGCACUGAUUAAAACUCAUGUUUGUAUUUAUGUAAUUUAUAGUCUUGCUGCAUUUCUGCAUUUUUUUUUCAUUUAAAUGCAUUUAAAAACAUUGGAGCAUGUUUCUGUUUUGUAGAUUUCCUGUUCCCUUCAGUAUCUACUGUGUGUAUAUUGCCAUUCUAAACUGAAUAAUGCUACACUUAA